Thyridium curvatum is the source of this 1410-nucleotide messenger RNA. RefSeq lists its product as uncharacterized. Gene Ontology annotation, biological process: protein import into peroxisome matrix. The transcript is spliced from 3 exons. Gene Ontology annotation, cellular component: cytosol; peroxisomal membrane. The record is from RefSeq and is a predicted model, not a curated record. Bases 1 to 1410 code for a protein of 469 amino acids. Gene Ontology annotation, molecular function: ATP hydrolysis activity; ATP binding. Lineage: Eukaryota; Fungi; Ascomycota; Sordariomycetes; Thyridiales; Thyridiaceae.
AUGUCGUUGCCCACGUCAUUCUACCCUGCCCCCAAGGCCUCUGAUGAGGUCACCAGGCAGUUCUUCGAGCACUCCAGCGCGCCUCGCAUCAACACCGACGCCGUCAUCGUCCAGGCACUAACCCAGCAGUACCCCAACCUCCAGCUCUCGGUCGUGCCACGCCUCUCCAGCGAUCUCCUGUCCUAUGCUGCCGCGGGGCACGCCAGCUUCCGGUUCCUGGGACCAGACAGUAGCGACGAGCUCCCCUCGUCUCUGCAAUGGACAGUCUUCCUCCCUCCUGCCCGCCGCCUCGACGGCGACGCCGGCGUCGUGGCUGAGAAAUUGGUCUACGGCAAGAUGGCCUACAAGUGGGAGGGCCACGACUUCAUCGUCUACCUCGUUGAUGGGCGCGAUGGCAGCGCCUCCUACCCCUCCAUCGCCAACUUCUACGUGCUGUCUGCCGACAAGCAGCAGACCGAGGCGAUGAUCCUGCAGGUCGGCAAGUGGACCAACGAGCUGCAUGACGAGGUCUGGGUCUUCGACGGCGGGUACUGGCAGAAGAGCCAGGACCUGUAUAAUAGCGUCAGGAACGCCUCUUGGGAUAACGUGAUCCUGGACCCGGACAUGAAGAAGGCCAUCAUUGAGGACCACCUCACGUUCUUCGAGUCGAGAGACACCUAUGAAGGACUCAAAGUGCCAUGGAAGCGCGGCAUCAUCUACUACGGGCCUCCGGGGAAUGGAAAGACAGUCUCAGUCAAGGUUCUGUCGUCCUUCCUCAUUGGCGAGAUGCAACGCGGACCGGAGUACUCGAUCAACCAAAUCUUCCUCAAGGCUCGUCAGUUCGCACCUUGUUACCUGGUGUUCGAAGACCUAGACACCAUUGUAUCAGACAAUGUGCGAAGCUACUUCCUCAACGAGGUAGACGGACUGAAGAGCAACGACGGCAUAUUUAUGAUCGGGAGCACGAACCAUCUCGACCGGCUUGACCCGGGUAUAUCUAAACUCUUGCAGAAACGGCCCUCUCGCUUCGACAGGAAGUACUUCUUCCCGGACCCGAACCUGAAGGAGCGCACUGCGUACUGCCACUUCUGGCAGAGAAAGCUUUCGGACAACAAAGACAUUGACUUCCCCGACAAGCUCUGCACUGCCAUCGCGGAGAUCACCGUCGAUUUCAGCUUUGCUUACAUGCAAGAGGCGUUUGUGGCGAGCCUUCUGGCGAUCGCAGGGAGGUCUCACGGCGUUGGCAAGUCUGGUGGCGGCAAGGAGGUAGUCACGGAGGAGUUGGAGGACGACUGGGUGGGCGUCCGGGGCGAUAAGGAUCUUGACGAGCUCGUCUUGUGGGUCGAGAUUCAGAAGCAGAUCAGGAUUCUCAGAGAGGGGAUGGACAAGAGUGGGAUCAAGAUUGGGGAGGUUGAAACAGUGGAUCGGUAG